Octopus sinensis (East Asian common octopus) is the source of this 6629-nucleotide messenger RNA. RefSeq lists its product as uncharacterized. The transcript has 15 exons. Bases 904 to 6378 code for a protein of 1824 amino acids. NCBI's taxonomy places the organism in Eukaryota, Metazoa, Mollusca, Cephalopoda, Octopoda, Octopodidae. The record is from RefSeq and is a predicted model, not a curated record.
UUUCCAGAUUUCCAAUGUGACCCGUCCCAAGUCAAGGUACCUGGACAGGGAAAGAACUUUACAUUCAGCAAGAACACAGGAACAACAGCAGCAGCAACAACAACAUCAGAAACAGUUACUGCAAUUGCAGCAGCAGAGGCAGCAGCAGCAGCAACAACGACACCAACAGCAGCAGCAGCAGCAGGAGAAGUCCGUAAUUCCGGUAACUUCCAGCAACGCCAGCGGAACUACGGAAAACGAAACGUCGCUUCUCAAUGGAGAAUUCCACGAAGAGGAAAGCGCGGCAUCGUUCCAGCAGGCGCUGCAACGCUGGCGGUCAGCCGGUCAGUCUGGCAAGAGAAGCAGCCCCUCUCUCACGUCCCCCGUCGAAAAUGCUUCGGAGAAGCCAUGCAUGAAGAACGAAGGUGUGCAAAUUGACAUGAAGAAUAAGAAUCAAUACCAACAGCUAGUGUCACUGUGUACAACAUCAAACACUAAUUUAACCUAUGCCGAACGCAUCAUGCUCAAACAACACAGGCAAAAAACUCCUCAACCAAUCGGUGAUGUCAAGUCUCCUUCCGAAUAUGACCCUCAAGUCGCAAAUCACAACUUGACGACGGGAAGCAACCUCCGCAGUCUGUAGACAAUGUUGAUUCGAGUGGUGAAAGGCAGGACAUCGCUGAUGAGACGGGGCAGGGUCAAACCCCGCAGCUGAGUGGUGGUGGUCAAAACUAUGUCACUGCUGAAGAUGCAAACAUCGUUGAGAACGGAUCUGGUGACACCCAGCAACAUCUACAGUCGACAAAAGAGGAUACUUCUACAGGUAAAGACCAAUGUGCCACUAAGUCACAGUCAAAUGAAGAAGAAGAACAAGAAACAAUUGCAGAGGCUGAAGAAUCUAAGACACAGCAUAAACCAGAAGAGAUGGAGAAUGGUGGAAAUUCUCUUGUAUCAGGAGAAGAGAACCAUGAUGGUGAUGUGGAAUCAGUGUCUUUUACUUCUCUGUACAAAAUGGUAACCCAAGCUGUACCAUCUGCAAACCAGAACAAUGAUGAUAUUGUUGAUGAUCUUCACAGACGAGUACAAGUUGUUCCAUUAUUCAGUUCCAGUCGAGCGUGUUCCAGUUGCAAUUCUUAUUACAGUGGAGAGAGAAGACACUAUUUGAGAAAAAAUGAAGAGAGCGAUGAUGAGAAGGACGAGGGCAAGGGAACCCAUCAGCGACCCCUUUCUGUCCCCAGUGACACAAUGUUUGCAAAAAGAAUUGGUUCAGAAGGGUCAGCUUCUCGGACAGUGAUCCCUUUUAAGGGGCUGUCUUUCAACAGGGAGUCGGACCCCACAAAGAAAGCAUCGUCCAGCAUUGAAGAGCUUAAACAAGACUCUCAACUGCCUGUUUACCAAUUAGGUGACACGAGAAAGGAUUCAGAACAUUCUCUACUUAAUGCUGGAAUCGAUGUCAACGGUCGGAACAAGGACAUCUCAGAUUUGGAUUUGGCGCCAACGGACAGAACCGUAACGACUUCUGGUGAAGAUCCCUCAGAGACAGUGGAAACAGCUAGUGACAUCUUGCAGGAAGCAAGCCCAAAGCCUAACAAAAGUUACUUCAAUGAUUCAGCAGGAAACCAGUUAACUCCGACAGAACAUUCCAGAUCCAACUUAUCAGAACCGAGCCGCGAAACCCCUAACCAGAACAAUGGCAAAACCAGUGGCACUGGAAUCAUCUUAUCAUCCCGGGACUCACCGACUCGGCUAUCGACUGACAUGAUGGGAGAUUUCUCUCCGUCGAAGAUCUGCGACGAUGUAUCCGAUGAUGAUACGUCGACGUCGACAUCAAGUAGUUUGUUUGAUAACGAGGAUAUUGGUUUUACACCUGUGGGUCAACCCAUGGACCAGAAUAAUGGUCGCUCACCUGCGUAUAGUUCCAAGGGGCUUGAUGUUUGUGUCUGUUCGUGUUCGCAGAGUGACAGUGACAAUGAGGAUGACGAUGAAUAUGAUAAUGAUGGUGAUGAUAAUGACAAUGGUGGUGAUGGUAACGAUGGUAGUGGUGGUGGUGGUGGCGGCGUGACACACGUCAAUGCUUUUGCUCCUACAGCCUCAGACAAUGUCGACAAUAUGCUUGGCAGUUUUACUAACUCACCUGUGUUUAAUUAUGGCACACAGAGGAAGUCCAAUACUAACACACCUAACGAGCCUUCUAAUUCACCUAGAUCUGUUCGUUAUACACAUGGCAGUCGUACAAACACACCUGCACAUAAAGAUACAUCUUCCAGACACAUUAAGUCGCCGGGACCUAACAGAGUGAAAUCUAACACACCUGACAGUUAUACAAACAUACCUGGAUUUAACAAGACAUGUACUAGACACGCUGAAGCAUUUAGAUCUGGUACUAAUUCACCUGACAAUGAUGAAAUUACACCUGAAGAUACUAACAACAUACCUAUUAAACCAACAAAAUCACCUAGAUCUUAUCUCAAUACACCUGAUGUGGAUAUAGACACAUCUAGAGAUUAUGAUAAUGAUACACCUGUUAGUCAUGUUAUCUCACCUAGAUUUAAUAUUGUCUCACCUGACAGUGAUAUUAACACUCCUAGAUACAUUGAAUCACCAAUAUCUAAUGCAAGCACACCUGACAGAUCUGAUAGCAGCACACCUGAGCUUUAUCAUACACCUGAUAGAUAUACUAAAUCAUCAGCACCUAAUAACAAUACACUUAAUUGUGAUAUAGACACAACCGGAGAUAAUAACGAUACAUCUACAAGAUGUGUUGAAUCACCGAGAUCUAAUACCAACACACCUGAGAUUGAUAUAAGUAUACCUGGACAUCUUAACAAUGUAUCAACCACUUGUGUAAAAUCAAGAUCUUAUAGUAACACACCUGACAGUGAUAGCAACUCACCUGAUAUUGAUAUAAAGACACUUCAACUUCUAAAUAAUGCAUCAACCAUUUGUAUCAAAUCUUCGCUGUCUGACAUUAACACACCUGAAAAUGGUAGCAACUCACCUGAAAAUGAUAGCAACUCACCUGAAAAUGAUAGCAACACGCCUGGAAUUCUCAACAACAUAACAAGCACCUGUGUCAAAUCAUCACAGUCUAACAUCAACACACCUAAAAGUGACAGCACCUCACCUGAUAUUGAUAUAAACACACCUGGACUUCUUAACAAUGCAUCAACCACUUGUGUGAAAUCAAGAUCUAAUAACAACACAUCUGGAAGUGAUAGCAACUCAACUGAUAUUGAUAUAAACACACCUGGACUUCUAAACAAUGUAUCAACCACUUGUGUGAAAUCAUCACAAUCUAAUAGCAACACACCUGAAAAUGAUAGCAACUCAAAUGAUAUUGAGAUAAACACACCUGGACUUCUUAACAACAUAUCAAACACUUGUGUCAAAUUAUCUAGAUCUGACACCAACACACCUGAAAGUGAUAGUAACGCACCUGAUAUUGAUGUAAAUGUACCUGUACUUCUUAACAACAUAUCGAGCACCUGUGUCAAAUCCCCAAGAUCCAAUGCCAAUACACCUGAAAGUGAUAAAAAUGCACUUAAACUUAAUACUAAUACAGCUCUCUGUCCCACCAAUGACGCUAGAAGCCUUUCGAAUUCAUCAAGCAGUCUUAGUAUCUCACCUGCAAGUUUUACCAAGUCACCCAAGCUUAAGGCUAACUCACCUUCACCUAGAAGCUUUGGUAAGUCUCCAAGACUUGAGACUGACAUUGCUGGAAGCCAUAUCAACACACCUGCAUAUAUAUACAAAGACAUUACCGACCCCUCAGGACGUCUUAGCAACACCCCAAGAAGUGAUGCCAACACACCUGUUGAUGCUACUGACAUUGCUAGGAGCAAUGCCAACACACCUGUUGAUGUUACAAACACCCCUAGAAGCAACAUCGCCACACCUGUUGGUGUUACUGACAUUGCUAGGAGCAAUGCCAACACACCUGUUGAUGUUACAAACACCCCUAGAAGCAACAUCGCCACACCUGUUGGUGUUACAGAGACACCUGAAAGUAAUUUACACCCAGGUGAGAACAUUAUUAAUACCAAACGAUUGAACUGUAAUUCUGAUACAAAUAUGUUGUCCAAGACAGCAGUCAUUACAAACAUGCCAAGGUGUAACUCUCAUACAGGUAUGGCGCAAGAUGCACCUGCUAGACAUACCAAAUCAUCAAGAUAUAAUGCCAGCACACCUGACAGUGAUAAAAUCUCAUUUAGACGAAAUAACGACGCAUUUGCUAGAGACACCAGAUCACCUGUUACAAUUACAUCUAGAAAUAAUUCUCGCACAGAUCUGGUGUCUGACACAGCAUUGAGUACUAACAUAUCUAGAGAUAAUUCUCGCACAGAUAUGGCAUCUGACACACCAAUUGUUACCAAAAUGUCUAGAAAUAAUUCUCGCACAGAUAUGGCAUCUGACACACCAAUUGUUACCAAAAUGUCUAGAAAUAAUUCUCGCACAGAUAUGGUGUCUGACACAGCAGUUGUUACCAAAACAUCUAGAAAUAGUUCUCGCACAGAUAUGGUGUCUGACACACCAGUUGUUACCAAAACAUCUAGAAAUAAAUCUCGCACAGAUAUGGCUUCUGACACAACAGUUGUUAGCAAAACAUCUAGAAAUAAUUCUCGCACAGAUAUGGCUUCUGACACAGCAGUUGUUACCAAAACAUCUAGAAAUAAUUCUCGCACAGAUAUGGCUUCUGACACACCAGUUGUUACCAAAAUGUCUAGAAAUAAUUCUCGCACAGAUCUGGUGUCUGACACAACAUUGAGUGCUAAAACACCUAGAAAUAAUUCUCGCACAGAUAUGGUGUCUGACACAGCAAUUGUUACCAAAGCAUCUAGAAAUAAUUCUUGCACAGACAUGGCUUCUGACACAGCAAUUGUUACCAAAAAAUCUAGAAAUAAUUCUCGCAGAGCUAUAGCAUCUGACACAGCAAUUGUUUCCAAAAUGUCUAGAAAUAAUUCUCACACAGAUCUGGUGUCUGACACAACAUUAAGUGCUAAAACCUCUAGAAAUAAUUCUCGCACGGAUAUUGUAUCUGACACAACAGUUGUUACCAAAACGUCUAGAAAUAAUUCUUGUACAGGCAUGGCAUCUGACACAGCAAUUGUUAUCAAAAAAUCUAGAAAAGAUUCUCACAGAGAUAUGGCAUCUGACACAGCAAUCAUUUCCAAAAUGUCUAGAAAUAAUUCUCACACAGAUAUUGCAUCUGACACAGCGUUGAGUACCAAUACAUCUAGGAAUAAUUCUCGCACAGAUCUGGUUUCUGAGACAGCAAUUGUUAACAAAACCUCUAGAAAUAGUUCUCGCACAGAUAUGGUAUCUGACACAACAAUUAUUGCCAAGACAUCUAGAAGUAAUUCUCGCACAGAUGCGACAUCUGGCACAGUAUUAAAUACCAAAACAUCACAAUCUAAUUCUUGCACUGAUAUGGUGCUGGACAAACCACUAAUUACCGAUGAGCUUGUCAAUAACACCAAAAAGACUAAAUGUUACUCUGAUACGAAUGUAAUUACCAACAAACUAAGAUAUAAUUCCAACCCAGAUGUGACCACCAAGACGUUUGCAAGUAAAUCUUAUACAGAUUGUGUUACUAAUCCAGCAACAGCUGCCAAUAUAGAAAUGGCUCGACCUAUACCAGAUGAUGUAUCGGUCUUUGAGAACAAGACACAGUCACAGACAACAACUGAUAUUUGGAACAAUGGAAACCAAAGUGGAGAUUCUUCGCAAAUGAAAGAUCCAGGUUCAUCGCCAGCCAAAAGUCCCUCGGUAGACCCCAAUAUCCUAAUGUCCCCUGUCUUGCAGGAUGCCAUCGUACAACGAGAAUCACCAGAGAUAUUGGAAAAGAAUCCGAGUCGUGAUCCCAGUGACUCUCAGACUCCUAUGCUGGACAUCCUCAUCAAAGACGACAACAACUUAUUCUUUGAUGAUGAUGAUGAUGAUACAAUGGAUGUAGAGGGUGAUGGCCACCACCACCAACAACAAACAGAUGACUCUGCCGUUUUGGAGAAAUCGGUGAUGUCAGUGGACAAGGAUGAUGAUAGUGAUGGAGACUGUAACACUGACAGUCUGGAGCAGCUGCCGGCGCCGGUCGGGGACGAGCCAUCUUCUUGUGAGCGGUUGCUUGUUGUAGGUGGCAGCAGCCAUCAUCUCAUGGGCGGAGAAACAACGGACGAGACUGGACCACUCGGCACCAACAUCGUGGCCGUGACUGUUGCCUCGCCCGAGGGUGACCAGGGGUCGAAAAGCAAUGGAGCCCAUGACAAUAUUACAACGACCACCACAGCUGAAGAUGCUGACAACACACUGAGAGUGAGCAGCAACACAGAUGUCAACAGCUCCACCUUCUCCAGCGUCACCUCUAUGAGCACCGAUUCUUUGGAAGAUUUACUGGACGCAUGACAUCAUCAAAGAAGUUAGACACUAGGAAGCAUGAUCUACCCCCAGUGAAGUGAAUGACUUCUACCGACUUCACCUGAGUGUGAAGUCGGUAGCAGUGUGGACGGAACCUUGACCAAAACCAACUGCGGAAACUAAGGCAAAGUUAAGACGUGUGUGAUACACAGGAACAAAUUACAAAACAAUAAAAUAACCGUUGUUGUAGUAGUAAGAUUUGAACUUAAGACCUUACUGUUAAUAAACCAGUACCUUUA